Messenger RNA from Anopheles cruzii, 459 nucleotides. RefSeq lists its product as uncharacterized. Bases 1 to 459 code for a protein of 152 amino acids. The transcript is spliced from 4 exons. The record is from RefSeq and is a predicted model, not a curated record. Lineage: Eukaryota; Metazoa; Arthropoda; Insecta; Diptera; Culicidae. Gene Ontology annotation, cellular component: BLOC-1 complex.
AUGGAAUCAAGAUCGCCGAAUAUUGUGGCCGGAGAAGCGUCAGAAACGGAUGACGACGAGCUUGAGGGAAUACCGGUAGCGCAAGGAUUUCCCCAUUUAUCACCACUGCAUGUAGCAGCUACCGGCAGUGGCGACUCAGCCCCGCCAUACACGUUCGCUCGGGAAGCGGUUGAAUCAUCGUCGUCGUCGGCUGCUGUGUCGGACGAAGAGCUGCAACGGUUGCAAGCGCGCCGUGCUAUGAACGAACGGUGCGUAGCGCUGCUGAACGAGUUUGUCCACAACACCGUGGCGUCCGUGUCGAAGCAACUGAACGAAGCGGAUAGUUUUUUAAUGAAAUCACAGAUGGUGCUCCAGAACGUCACAACGGCGGUGAGAAAAACCAAUGAAAACACGCACCAAAUGCAGGCCAAGUUGCAGCACAUCGUGACGUCCAACUUUGUGCCCAAUAUUAACAUUUGA